AUGGCCCGCCUCGUCGACCUGGUUCCCUGGGAUGAUGGCUCCACCCACGUGCAAGCGACCCCAGCCAUCCUGAUCCCAGCUGAGCCAAAGCGUUGCAUGCUGGCCGGGGUCAAGUGGCAGCUCUACCAUCCAGCUCUGCCCACCCUGCGCCGCAUGGACAUGGACACCGUCAGGGGCUGCCUCUCUGACGAACACAGCCAGUCUAGCACAUACUGCUGCAAAGACGAGUUUGACAAUGCCUACUUUACCCUCCUCGGAGUUCCCAACAAGCCCCUGCAGUGCUUGGACAUCACAGCGACUGGCCAGAAGUUCCGCCACAGAUACCGAGAAGAGAGACUGGUUCCCAUUGUCCCAGGCAUCAACCAGGUCAACUGGCCCUGCUUCACGCGCGCCAUCGAGGACUGGUCCCGCUUCGUGUCCUCGGCUGGAGAGUUCAAGCUGCCGUGUUUAGACAAGAAGAUUGAGAGUUUCAGCGGCUACGCAGUGCGGCACUUGAAGCCGGAUGUGACCCAGAGCUGGCGGUUCUGCCUCAGCCAGAACCCCAGCCUAAACCGAUAUGGACAGAAGCCCCUGCCCUACGAUACUCUGAAUGCGGUCCGACACUUUGGCUCCACCUACAGUCGUGUCAAAUACCUGACCCCAUGGCGUUAA
This is a messenger RNA of Elephantulus edwardii (Cape elephant shrew), 651 nucleotides long. It is a transcript of the gene SPMIP8, whose product is annotated as testis, prostate and placenta expressed. The coding region runs from base 1 to 651 and encodes 216 amino acids. The record is from RefSeq and is a predicted model, not a curated record. NCBI's taxonomy places the organism in Eukaryota, Metazoa, Chordata, Mammalia, Macroscelidea, Macroscelididae. The transcript has 7 exons.